GGCAAUGUACCUGAUACUUCUGCUGGCCUUACCUGGCUGUGCAUACACUGCUUGAUGAUUUCUGUGCAAACAGUGAAAGCAUAAAUACAGACCAGCAAUGCCACACUGGCAAUACCACACUCGCAUUCUUUUGGCUCAGCUGAACAGGCAGUCUGACGAAAGUAAGACAUCAACAUGCAGAAAGUCCUGCUUUUGCUAGUAGCAGCAAUUCUGCUGUUAGCUUGCAGCUCUUCCCCCUUGAACGGAAACGAGGUUGCUGUAUAUGCUGAUAAUGACGAUUUGGCUGGCAACGAGGUCUCAUUUGAAACCUCCGGAAACAACCAAAAUGGUGAAGAGGGUGAUGAUGACAGCAGCCAUCUUUCUGAGCAAGAGAAGAAUAGGAAAAUGGUGGAAGCUGGCACAAAACUUGCCCUUGUGAUUGGUUCAUUAAUCAGUAUAGCGGGAGGUCCAGCAGCUGCUGUCUCAAUCGGGAUCACAGUCGUGUCAUACUUCCUCACUGAACUGACCAAAGAAAAAAGAAGUUUAUGGGAUCAGAUUAAGGAGAAAGUUGAUCUCAAAAUUGGCGAAAAACUUGCUGAGUACCAUGUCGAUCGACUCAAAGCCGAGGUUUUUAGAGUUCUUGAGUCUCGUUUUCAGGAAUCAAAUGAUUUUGGACCAGCUGAUUUGAAGACCGUCUUGGACAAGCGACACCUUGUUUUCCCACACAACUGGCCAACCCUUGGCUGGUCGUAUGAGCUGCCUUUGGGGAUAUUGUACUGGAUGCCAUUUAUGAUUGCAGGAUAUCAGCAAAUGAUCAAAGAAAACAAACAACCAAACUGUGCUUUGGCAAAUGAAAUGGCAAGAGCACGGGCAAAUAUCAUAACCUCUAUGAAAGAAAUGAUGCGAAAACGGUACCAGCAGUUGCAUGGCACCAAAUAUUCCUCUGAUCGAGUGAAUUAUCCCUGCAAGAAGAGAAAGGCACACAAAUCAAGGAAGGGCUUGAAGAGGCAAAGACUCGGGUUGAAGAAUCGAGGCUUAGUUUUUCCUAAUGAUAGAAGUGACGAGUGCGUCUCUAUUGACCGAUUGUUGACAUGGGACGAUGGCCUAGACGGCAAAAAAUUCACCAUUAGGAAACGAAACACGGGCUGGGUUGGUGACAGUUGGACAACAAAAAUCAACAAAGUCAGGGAUGAUACUGUCGAGUUUCUCUGGAAAGAGGUGGUGGAAAAAGUCAACAAAUUCUUCGAUUCUGAAAUCUGCCUAGAAACAUUAGGCUGCAGUUGCCCAACCAAAAUCAAGAAGGAUGAGAUUUCCUUCAGCUUUCCAAGGGCCUGCAUGGCUGAUGGCGCAGAUGGGACAUGCAUGCACCCAUGUGAUGACUUUGACUACAGUUACGAAUGGUGCUACAUCAAUCGCAACCCUGACCAGUGGAGCUACUGCACAAAGCCAGACCUGAACGAUUGCAUGCCUGUCACUGUGUCGCCUAUCACAUUUCCAAACGUUUUGCCAAAGCAAAAGUCAAAUGAUAAACAGUAAUCAAUUAAAUAUUUGAAUGAAUGCAUUAUUGGUCACAAAA
Messenger RNA from Rhopilema esculentum, 1555 nucleotides. RefSeq lists its product as uncharacterized. The record is from RefSeq and is a predicted model, not a curated record. Gene Ontology annotation, molecular function: toxin activity. Lineage: Eukaryota; Metazoa; Cnidaria; Scyphozoa; Rhizostomeae; Rhizostomatidae.